Messenger RNA from Ostrea edulis (European flat oyster), 2166 nucleotides. RefSeq names its product E3 ubiquitin-protein ligase TRIM9-like. Gene Ontology annotation, cellular component: nucleoplasm; chromatin. Gene Ontology annotation, molecular function: ubiquitin-protein transferase activity; protein binding; zinc ion binding. NCBI's taxonomy places the organism in Eukaryota, Metazoa, Mollusca, Bivalvia, Ostreida, Ostreidae. The record is from RefSeq and is a predicted model, not a curated record. Gene Ontology annotation, biological process: positive regulation of DNA-templated transcription. The transcript has 2 exons. The coding region runs from base 101 to 1804 and encodes 567 amino acids.
UGCACAGGAAUUUAAUUCUCAGGACUAGACGGAAGGUCGAAAGAACAGAGCGGCCAUGUUGGAUUUUAAGUAAACUUCUCAUGUGAUACCGGCAUUAGAAAUGCAUCCUCGGCGCAGUGCUCAGGAAGUCCUACUGUGUGACCUCUGUGAAACUGUCCCCCUACAGAGUCAUUGUGAACUUUGUAAUAUAAAUCUCUGUGUUAACUGUGCAGUAAAGCAUCUCUCAGACUCGUCUAAAAGACACAAAGUCGUCCCCUUUCUACACAGAAAGUCUACUCCUAACUACCCAGAAUGUCCAGACCACGUCGAUAAACACUGUGAAAUUUACUGUGAAAAAUGUGGCGUUCCUGUCUGUUCUACCUGCGCCUUAUUUGGAAAACACAAAGGUCACGAUGUAUCAGAUAUUCUGGAAAAACUCAGCGCUAAAACAGAAAGUUUACAAAAAGAUCUAAAAGAAUUAGAGACAAGAAUUUAUCCCCGAUAUGAAGAAAUGGUGUCUAAUGUCCAAACUGAGAAAGCCGAGUUAGAAACGAAUUACGGGAAACUGACGACAGAUGCAGAUGAACAAGGAGAAAUCCUACACCGGGAGAUCACCGCCAUUGUCAACCAGCGGACAUCUGCCAUUGAGGAGAUGAAAACUAAACAUCUGGACGCGCUAAAUAAAAAUACAGAUGAAAUCACACAGAAAAUAACUGAACUCAAACAGAUCAUUUCUGACUUGAAAUCAAUCCUAAAAUCAAAUAAGGUCUCCUUAACCUCUACUUACAAAUCUAGAAAUUCCGAAUUUAAAACAAUACCGCCUAAAGUCCGAGUUACAGUACCAAGUUUUUCUCCUCAGAAAAUAAACAAAGAUCAGCUCAAUGAAAUGCUCGGUUCUCUGUCGCCAUUAUCCAUUAAAACAGAACAUGGCUACACAAAGAAGUCAGCAGAAGCUGUAUCGUCUCCUCCAGUCAAACCAAUGAAGUCAGUAGAAGCUGUAUCAUCUACUCCAGUCAAACCACUGCUUGAUGACCCGCGCCUCACCGCCACCAUAGCCACUGGGUAUAUACAUCCAUACAGUGUUAGCUGUCUGAGGGAAGAUCAAGUCUGGACAUGCGGGGAUAACGAAAUCAUGAAGCUCCUCAACCUCCAGAGUAAACUACUGACAUCAAUACAAACCAAGUCAAGGAACGAACUGGGGGACAUAGCAGUGACACGGGACGGAGAUCUUGUUUAUACUGACUAUCAUGAUAGAACUGUGAACUUAAUAAAGAAUAACAAGAUACAGAUCGUGAUCACACUACAGGGGUGGGACCCUCGCUCUGUCUGCUGUACCGCGUCUAACGAUCUCCUGGUUACCAUGAUCAGUGAUGAUGGAAAACAAUCCAAAGUCGUGCGUUUCUCCGGCUCCACACAGAAACAAAGCAUUCAGUUUGAUGAUCAGGGACGUCCUCUCUAUUCAUCUGGUCGUUACCCUAGAUACAUUAGUGAGACCAGGAACCUGGAUAUCUGUGUGGCUGACUAUGACGCUAGUGCAGUAGUGGUGGUCAAUCAGUCAGGAAAAUUCCGAUUUAGAUACACUGGUCAUCCCUCUAAUACCGAGCUAUCAUUUAAACCAUACGGCAUCACUACAGACAGCCAGAGUCACAUCCUGACAGCAGAGUGUGACAAUCACCGUAUCCACAUCUUAGAUCAGGACGGACAGUUCCUCCGUUACAUUCACUGUGGUUUAAAGUUUCCAUGGGGUUUAUGUGUGGACAUCAGAGACAACCUCUUUGUGGCUGAGUGGGUCACUGCUAAAGUGAAGAAAAUCCAAUAUCUAUAGACACAGUGCUAAUUACAUCUACCAACACAGUGUUAAUUACACAUCUCUACAGUGUUAAUUACACAGCUCUACACAGCGUUAAUUACAUAGCUCAAUAUACUGUAAUUUACAGAACUGUGGUAAUGCCUUCUACUUGUUAAUUACAUCAGCUUGUUAAUUACAUCUACUUGUUAAUUACAGUCCUGUGUAUCCUACAUCCCUGUGUUAAUUACAUCCCCAUGUUAAUUACAAUCCUGUACAUUACAAUCCUCUGUUUGUGAUGUGUAACAUGCACUUGUGUUUGUGAGUUUAACUGAACAUUAUUGUGUUUGUGAAUUAAUUCAAUAUGUGUUUGAUUUUCCAAUGUUUAUAUUAGAUAAACA